CAAAUAUAUUGCGUACAUCCGCACAUGCGCAGUACCGCCCUUUAGAAAGUCCUUUUUAUGUCUAGCGUUGAACGACUAGCAUCAAACGAGCAUCAAGAUGCAGCUUUUCUUGCGUGCCCAAAACACACACACCCUUGAGGUGACCGGCCAGGAAACGGUUGGACAGAUUAAGGCCCACGUCCAGGCUCUGGAGGGUCUUUUGGUUGAGGAUCAGGUGCUGUUGUUUGCUGGGUGCCCACUGGAGAAUGAUGCAUCCCUGGCUUCCUGCGGUGUUUCAGAGCACUGCACCUUGGAGGUAGCUGGCAGGCUGCUGGGAGGUAAGGUUCACGGAUCUCUGGCCCGUGCUGGCAAAGUGAGGGGACAGACACCCAAGGUUGACAAGCAGGAGAAAAAGAAAAAGAAGACUGGUCGUGCCAAGCGUCGCAUCCAGUACAACAGGCGCUUUGUGAACGUUGUGGCCACCUUCGGAAAGAAGAAGGGACCCAAUGCCAACUCCUAAGUGAUUGAUUCCCAAAGGGAGAAGCAAGUUAAAUGUUAUCCUAUACAGAAUAAAAAUUUGGCUUUGACAAAAUGAA
Molecule: messenger RNA, 575 nt
Organism: Monopterus albus (swamp eel)
Lineage: Eukaryota; Metazoa; Chordata; Actinopteri; Synbranchiformes; Synbranchidae
Gene: faua
Product: FAU ubiquitin like and ribosomal protein S30 fusion a
Exons: 5
Coding region: 98-499 (133 amino acids)
Biological process (GO): translation
Cellular component (GO): cytosolic small ribosomal subunit; ribosome
Molecular function (GO): structural constituent of ribosome; protein binding
Source: RefSeq, a predicted model, not a curated record